This is a messenger RNA of Closterium sp. NIES-67, 385 nucleotides long. Lineage: Eukaryota; Viridiplantae; Streptophyta; Zygnematophyceae; Desmidiales; Closteriaceae. The record is from the annotation of a GenBank genome assembly.
ACCUUGAUGCAAUCUUCCACUGGAGCAGCAGCUGGUAGAGCGGGUGGGGAAGGAGCAGCACGAGGAAGAGGAGGAGGAGGAGGAGGAGGAGGAGGAGGAGGAGGAGGAGGAGGAGGAGGAGGAGGAGGAGGAGGAGGAGGAGGAGGAGGAGGAGGAGGAGGAGGAGGAGGAGGAGGAGGAGGAGGAGGAGGAGGAGGAGGAGGAGGAGGAGGAGGAGGAGGAGGAGGAGGAGGAGGAAGAGCAGGAGGGGGAGGAGAGAGAGGAGGAGGUGCAAGAGGAGCAAGAACAGGGGAUGGGGUGGGAUGUGGGGAUGGUGGGGGGUGUGGGGAUAGUGGGGGGUGGAUGGAACGACGUCAGUAGGAGCAGCCGCACGAGUGGGUGAACG